UAGAGGCAGCUCUCCACAGAGAUGAUGUGGAGUUCAUCAGUGACCUGAUUGCCUGUCUGCUUCAGGGCUGCUAUCAGCGAAGGGAUAUCACGCCUCAGACGUUCCACAGCUAUCUGGAGGACAUCAUCAACUACCGCUGGGAGCUGGAGGAGGGGAAGCCCAAUCCUCUGAGGGAAGCCAGUUUCCAGGACCUGCCCCUGCGCACCCGGGUGGAGAUCCUACACCGCCUCUGUGACUACCGGCUGGAUGCAGAUGAUGUCUUCGAUCUUCUCAAGGUGUUUCACUGUGACCCCUUCUCUAGAGCAGGUCUGGAUGCAGACAGUCUCCGCGUGGAACCUCUGGGUGAAGACAAUUCUGGGGCCCUCUACUGGUAUUUCUAUGGAACACGAAUGUACAAAGAGGACCCUGUACAAGGGCGAUCCAAUGGAGAACUCUCCUUGAGCAGGGAAAGUGAAGGACAAAAGAAUGUCUCAAAUGUUCCUGGAAAAACAGGAAAAAGAAGAGGAAGACCCCCCAAACGGAAGAAACUACAGGAGGAGAUAACAAAUGAGAAGCAGGAAGAAAGCUCCUUGGCAUCUGAGCCACAGAAAAGAAAUGGGUCCCAAGGGCCAGGCCAAGGCACUUGGUGGCUCCUUUGCCAAACUGAAGAAGAAUGGCGACAGGUCACUGAGAGUUUUCGAGAAAGGACAUCACUUCGAGAAAGGCAGCUCUAUAAGCUCCUCAGUGAGGAUUUCCUGCCUGAGAUCUGCAACAUGAUCGCUCAGAAGGGAAAACGUCCACAGCGUACAAAGGCAGAGUUGCAACCUAGGUGGAUGUCUGACCACUUGUCCGUCAAAUCCAUCAAACGAGAGGAGACUCCAGUGCUCACCAGGAUAGAGAAGCAGAAGCGCAAGGAAGAGGAAGAAGAACGGCAGAUUCUCCUUGCUGUGCAGAAGAAGGAACAGGAGCAGAUGCUCAAGGAGGAGAGGAAGCGGGAGUUGGAGGAGAAGGUCAAGGCCGUAGAAGAUCGCGCCAAGAGGAGAAAGCUCAGGGAAGAACGGGCAUGGCUGCUGGCCCAAGGCAAGGAGCUGCCCCCAGAGCUCUCCCAUCUGGACCCCAGCUCUCCCACACGGGAAGGAAAGAAGACAAAGGACCUCUUCGAGCUGGAUGAUGAUUUCACUGCCAUGUACAAAGUUCUCGAUGUGGUAAAGGCUCACAAGGAUUCCUGGCCCUUUUUGGAACCUGUGGAUGAAUCUUAUGCCCCUAAUUAUUAUCAGAUUAUUAAGAUCCCCAUGGAUAUUUCAAGCAUGGAGAAGAAAUUGAAUGGAGGUUUAUACUGUACCAAGGAGGAAUUUGUAAAUGACAUGAAGACUAUGUUCCGGAAUUGUCGAAAAUACAAUGGGGAAAGUAGUGAGUACACCAAGAUGUCUGAUAACUUAGAGAGAUGUUUCCAUCGAGCAAUGAUGAAACACUUUCCUGGUGAAGAUGGGGAUACAGAUGAAGAAUUUUGGAUUCGAGAGGAUGAAAAGCGGGAGAAAAGGCGGAGCAGGGCUGGGCGCAGUAGUGGGAGCCACGUGUGGACUCGCUCUAGAGACUCUGAAGGGCCCAGCAGGAAACAGCAGCCAGUGGAAAAUGGAGGAAAAUCAUUGCCCCCUACACGCCAGGCUUCGUCCUCUCGGGAUGAUCAGAGCAGCAGUUCUGCACAGCCCCCGCAGGAUGCAGGCACCUCGAACAGCCGGAGCUUCCCCCGCCCCCUGCAUUGUGGCGGAAUGCCCAGCCAGGCCCCCCUUUUUAACCAGAUGAGGCCAGCAGUGCCCGGAACAUUUGGCCCUCUUCAAGGAGCAGAGCCCACCAACUUGUAUGGCUCCUCUCAGGUCCUGGAAGCACACCCAGGAGAGCCCAUGCAGCACCAGCCCCUCCCUGUGCAGCCUGCAGUUGGAAUUGGCAGCCACCGAGGACCUCAGCUAGGUGCUCCUGAAGAAAAGCCAAUGUGUGGGGGACUGACGCACCUUUCUAACAUGAGAUCCCACCCCGCCUCCUUGCAGCUUGGGCAGAUGAGUGGCCCCAGUCAGGAUGGAAACCUGUAUGCUCCAGCUCCAUUCCAGCCAGGGUUUAUUCCUCCUCGGCAUAGUGGCACUCCAACUCGACCCCCAGAUUUUGCUGAGAGCCCAGAAGUUCCUCCCAGCCACAUGUAUCAGUCAUAUAAGUACCUGAAUCGAGGACACUGUGUUGUCUGGAAUGGGAACCAUGGUGCUACCAACCCAGGACCCUUGGGGCCAGAUGAAAAGCGCCCCCUGGGGCCAGGAACCUCUCACCAGCCUCGAACCCUUGGUCACAUGAUGGAUUCCCAUGUGAUGAGACCACCUAUCCCUUCAAACCAGUGGCCUAAACAAUCGAGCUUUCUACCUCAUGGAGUUCCUUCCUCAGGGUAUAUGCGACCACCCUGUAAGUCUGCUGGACAUCGGUUGCAGUCACCUCCAGCCCCAGCAGCAAGUUCUCUAUUUGGAGGGCCCUCCCCAUCCCUGCGGGGGGUACACGGAGGGGACUCCAUGAUGGACAGUCCUGAGAUGAUCGCCAUGCAGCAGCUAUCCUCCCGUGUCUGCCCACCAGGUGUGCCUUACCACCCCCGCCAGCCCACUGCCCCCCAGUUCCCUGGCCCUUUUCCACAGGUAGCUCACUCAGCCUCAGUAAGUGUGUCAGCCCCUAAGCCUGCCUCAGGCAACCCUGGGAGGACACAGGGUACCAGUGAGAUGCAAGAGCCUGAGAAUGACCAAGCAGAGCCCUUGCCUGGGCUUGAAGAGAAACCCCCCAGCAUCGGUGCUUCAGAGGGGGUAUACCUCAAACAACUACCUCACCCCACACCUCCCAUGCAGUCUGACUGCCCCAGGCAGAGCUCCCCACAAGAAAGGGAAACAGUGGGCCCAGAGCUCAAAAGCGAUGCCUCAGAAUCUUCAGAUCACUGUAAAACAGCGCAGAGCAAAACGACUUGGCCCUCAGGCAGCAGCUGCCCCAGCCCAGCUCCCCAGAGCUGUAUGAGAGACCUCUCUGCAGCAGCAGGCAGAGGGCCUUUGCCUGAAAAUGGAGUCAUUGGCGAAGCAUCGCCUUGUGGGUCCGAGGGGAAGGGCCUUGGCAGUGGUUCAGAAAAGCCACUCUGCCCCAGAGGCAGCAUACUGCAGGAGACCAUUCCGUGUACGGGGCAGAACACAGCUACACCCCCGUGCGCAGACCCCAGUUUGAUGGCAGGCACUGUAAGCCAGUUUUCCCCCUUGUACAUGCCCGGCCUGGAAUACUCUAAUUCAGCUGCACAUUACCACAUCAAUCCAGGCCUGCAAGGGUUGGGCCCUGUGAUGGGAGGGAAGUCAGCAAUAUCGCAUCCUCAGCAUUUCCCCCCCAGGAGCUUUCAGUCUGCCAGUCCUCAUCCUGGAGUCUUUCCCCGGUACCGGCCCCCUCAAGGAGUGAGGUACUCCUACCAGCCACCCCCGCAGCCUUCCUAUCCUCACUACCAGCGAACUCCUUACUACACAUGUCCGCAGGGCUUUUCUGACUGGCAACGACCUCUCCAUCCCCAGGGAAGUGCAGGUGGGCCCCCAGCAGGUCACCCUCCCCCCCAGCGAUCCCUCUUAGAUAGGAAUGCUGUGGCUGAUCUGCAAGGCUGUGAGACUCUGAGUGCCUCCUUAACCUCCCCAACUCGAACACAUGCAGUGGCCGCUAAAGUCGUUCCAGCAGACGGUCAGAAUCCUGGUUCAGAGGAAGAAAAGCCGGAUGAAUCUGUGGAGAGGCCAGAGAGUCCCAAAGAAUUUUUAGACCUAGACAACCAUAAUGCAGCUACGAAGCGACAGAGUUCAUUGUCAGCCAAUGAAUAUCUUUAUGGAACUCCUCCACCGCCUCUGAGUUCAGGGAUGGGUUUCAGUUCACCUGCUUUCCCUCCCCAUGGUGUGAUGCUGCAGACGGGGCCUCCUUACACACCUCAGCGACCAGCCAGUCAUUUUCCGCCCCGCGCAUACUCCUCCCCAGUGGCUGUCCACCCACCUCACCAUGCAGUGGCCACCCAAGCUAAUGGCCUCUCUCAGGAGGGCCCCCUCUAUCGCUGCCAAGAAGAGGGCCUGGGGCACUUUCAAGCUGUAAUGAUGGAGCAGAUUGGCACUGGAAGUGGAAUAAGGGGGCCUUUCCAGGAAAUGUACAGACCAUCAGGGGUGCACAUGCAUCCAAUCCAGUCUCUGCCCUCAUUCCCAAAGACCCCAGCACCGGCGGCAUCACCAGAACAGCUACCACCGCAUAAACCCCCAACGCUUCCUCUGGAUCAGAGCUAGUUCAAGGAGGAAACAGCCCCCAAGGGAAUGGAAAAGCUGCAUAUGAAGAAAACAGCACACUGAGGAUUUGGUGGUGACCUUGCCCAACUCUCCUCCUGUCACCCUACUCCACACCUUCACGUGAAUCACACCUUGCCACCCGGAACUGGAGCCACUCUCCGGCCUUUGAAGCACACUCCACAGACGACAGACUUGCAGCUUGCAGCUGCCCCAGGCCAGCAGGCUGCUUGCACUGGCUGACACAGUUGGAAAGAACAAAUGGACCUGGAGUCCACACUGACUUUUCCAAAUCUUGCGACUUGUUCAGGGAAAUCACUUUGUACUGGGAGGGGGCCUAGUGGGCAUGGAGUGGUGCUUUUAACCUUUCAUGAGCAGCUAAUCUCAGGUAUAUCUUCGGGGAAGGGACUACUUGUAGUAUUAAUGUUUUUGGAGCUGGGUCCAGUUUACAGAAUUUUCAUGUUGCCUUUUAAAAUAAUUUUUGUUGGUGGUGAAUGUAUUGUACAUAAAGUGGGGAGGGUGGGAGGGGACGUGGAAGAGAUGGGAGUCCCAACUGUGGUGGGCACACAGCACUGGAGUGGUCUGUGUUUACAAUCAUGUCACACUGAACGCUUUGAGGAGCUGGCCAAGGGGGUAGGCAGCGUCUUACCUUGUCAUCUGCCACUGUCUGUUUGCUUAGUGUGUUGGCCAGCCUCGAACAGCCAAAGGACUUCCUUCCAGUUGGCCUCAGAGUACAGUUGACUUGUCACCCUCCCAUUCUGUCUUUCAGUUUGAGGCAGAGCACUCUCAUGUGGCCCACUGGAGCUUCACCCCAGGAGACAGGCUGCUCUCGCUCUGGUGACCCAAGUCCUGGACUUGGGAAACGGUGUCCCUUCCUGAUUUUGCCACCAGCCUCACCAGAUACCUGCAAACCAGUAUCAGGAAUUGGGAUCACUAGAGUGUUAUACUUAGAAGAUAAAAUCACCCUCUUCGCAGGCCUGUUAGGACUGUGAUCUAGAAGGCAUCACACAAAGCUUUCUGGCACAAAUCACAUUUUGUGAAAGUGACUACUCAGGUUUGUAUAUGUUAGUCUCAAUAAAGGAAUUGCACAGGUUUGAAUAGGGAAAAUGUAUUCUAUAGAUUCACAGUUUGAAUUUAGCAAUAUUGCAGUGUCUCUAGUUACUCAGUUUUAAGUGAAUCAUAGUAAAAUCAGUCACAGUGAUUUAAAAUAGCUGUCAAGGACAGGUUCUUGGAAAUCAUUUGUCGUAUCAGUCAUAGGAGACAAUUUUCCAGUAUUAAAUUACUUUAUUAUUGUUUUAGAAGUGAAUUACACUGGAUUCCCUCUGUUUACUGUUCUCUGUUUUGUUUGAUAUGUCACCAAAGUUAGGACCCACAUUUAAACUUUUGAAUAUGCCACAAAGAAAAAACUAAGAACAUCCUACAGGUGCAGGUCUUUUCAAAGAAUAGCAUAUUUUAAAAUAUGCUUUUGUGAUCAUAGAAAAGUCUUCAUAAAAUAUCUGUUUUAGAUUUUUAAAAAGUUAACUGCGAGAGGGUUCGUUGUCACCCUUCAUCUCCAUUUCUGUUAUCCUCUGGUUAACAGUCUGCUAUACCUGUGUGAUCAGAGGGAAGGGAAAUAGGUUGCACAUCCAGGAUACAGAGUAUGAACCAAGACUCCCACUCCAGUAGAAGGGAAUUCAUACCAGCUAGUGAAUGCUUAUUGUCCUGAGGCUGUUGCUUAGAGCCCAACCGGUGUCAAGUUGAACAGAGAUAAAAAAUAGAUGUCUUGGAAGUACGGUACACAAAAGUAUGACUUUUUCUCUAACAGACUUUCAGUUUAAAUUUGGUGUGUUUCCAAGUGGACGGAGUUGUCAGGCUGAAUUUUCAUUGGAUCCUAAAUCGUGUCAGACUAGGAAGGACUGGCACAGUCUCGUUGAGAAGAGUAAGCAGAGGUCAGAAGAUUUGUGGGUGGAUCUCCUCUGCCCUUAGGCUCCUGAGCUAACUCGGUCAGAGUGUGACUGCUUCUGUUUCUAUGUUGAUGCAAAAAACAAGGAGAAAGAAUGAACAGCGGAUGAGGGCCAGUUAGACUUGUUAGACGUUUGAGUUCAGAGCAGGGGCAUUCUGCCGCCAACAAAGGAGAGGCCUUGGCUUCUCUGUGGGGACACAAUAACCGCAGGGCCUCUUACUUCCAUGUUGCUAACCUGGAGCGGUUGCCACAUGCUCACUGCUGAGAUUCCUUCCUCCUCACUCUUCCAGAGCCCCCCACCCCACCCCAGGUACCUGUUGCUACAGAAAUGCAGUGAACAAUGCAGGGGGUGGAAGGGGUAAAUUCCUUUAUCCUUAAUCUCCCUUCUUGGUUUAGGUUGAGGAGAAAAUACUAAGAGCAAUAGGAAGCUGAACUACUAUGUUAUAACACUGUGAACAAAAGCAAUAGCAAAGUGGUCAGCCUUUUGCCUCCUGGGUGAGAUUUUGAUCAUCACAGGGCCUGAUGCUUCAUCUUCAUCAUCAUAGACGCAGCCUUCGUUGGUCUUUGAAGCGCAGAUCUGCAAAGAGCUGCCUGAAGGUGCCAGACCUCAGAAACAGGACCUGAGCUGCUGUGACCCCCUCGUCCACUCACCACUAAUCAAGAUCUUUUGUUCUCCUGUCUUCCUCUAGCACUUCUCUUUCCAAGUGUCUUAAGCACAGCAAUGUCUUAAAGCAGAUGCAAGUGCAUUUGCCAUCUUCUCCAUAGGGAAGGUGUUAUGUGAUUAAGUAACUAGAAAAUAGUAUGUAAGGGUGUCCUUGCUGCUUUGCUCUCAGGCUAGACAGACGUCAAGAUCUUGUAGAUCUGUCAUCUUCUCAAGUGUGCUGCCUGUCUGUGGUCCCCAGCAGGGCAUGGCUGAGAUACUCCCACUCCUGGUUGAUUUAACAUGCAUGACUUUUUGACCUGAUUAGAUUUGUUAGUAAGCUAGAAACUGUUUCAAGGCUGAAGAGGGAAUAAAAGAUCCAGAAAGAGAAGUA
Molecule: messenger RNA, 7262 nt
Organism: Chinchilla lanigera (long-tailed chinchilla)
Lineage: Eukaryota; Metazoa; Chordata; Mammalia; Rodentia; Chinchillidae
Gene: Cecr2
Product: cat eye syndrome chromosome region, candidate 2
Exons: 18
Coding region: 390-4289 (1299 amino acids)
Biological process (GO): chromatin remodeling
Cellular component (GO): CERF complex
Molecular function (GO): protein binding
Source: RefSeq, a predicted model, not a curated record